GUGCCGAGCCUCUGCCCAUUCGAGUAGCUACAUGUACAGUACACUCUUUUUCUGCCAGGUGGUCGAUGUUGUCGGGACCUGGCAUCACUUACUUGAUUAGAGCAUGGGAUGCAAGGAUCGAUGCAAAGCUAUCUGGCAGCACAAUAUUUGAAUGCUGGCUGCUUCUUCCAGGCAGUAGCAGUUAGUUGUUUCAUGUGAGGUAUCCCCCACCUUUAGUACCCAGCAUCAUGACAGCUAUUGGAUCCAGAAACAAUGUCCGGGAAGCUCGGACGCUACGUACCGUAUACUCGAGCUUGAUCGAGACACGUGUCAUUUUCGUCCUGCUCAUGGCAUGCCUGGUUUUCAUUUCCUACUUUGAGAGCAAUUCGGAAGAAGUGCAGCUCUUGCGAUCAACUAGCUGGCGUUCGUUGAUAGAACGGGUGGAUGUUGGAGCAUUGCCAAAGUGGGGGGAGGAGGAGGAGGAGAUUGUCGAAAGAGCCGAUGCAGCUCCCAGAGGACUGAGGAGGUCUCCUCUGGACAUACCCGAAGGUGAAGCGGUUGCGUUACCAUCUAUCCGAACUGAAGUGCAGGUCGAUCGAAAGCAUUACGGAGGACAUGGGGAUAAGCAACAUCUCGGAGGUUUUACAACAUACGACAAGGACGGGGUAUCGCCAUGGACAUGGAAGUACAUGGUGGAGACGCUCGGUGUCAAGAGUAUCAUGGACGUGGGCUGCGGCAAGGGAGUCUCAUCCCUUUGGUUUGUGCACCACGGUCUCAAGACAUUGUGCUUGGAAGGGAGCCAUGAUGCUGUGGAGAACACACUGCUGCCCCAUCCCGAGAAGCACAUUGUGGAACACGACUUUAGCCGUGGCCCGUACUGGCCAGCAGAUACGUAUGAUGCCGUUUGGUCGGUGGAGUUCGCCGAGCACGUGGGACGUAACUUCCACCACAACUACAUUCAAGCCUUCCGAAAGGCUGCCCUGAUCUUUGUAACGCACAGUCAGUGGGGUGGCUGGCACCACGUUGAAGUCCACGACGAUGAUUGGUGGAUCAACAAGUUUGAAAGCUUUGGAUUCCGCUACUCUCCCAGUCUCACCAAACAGAUCCGAAAAGUUGCCUCCGAAGAGCGCGACCAUUGCAAGGACAAGAACAAUGAAGACGAUCCUGCCUGUGUUGGUCCGGACGGCAAGCUCUACAGUGCCACGCACAUUUGGCUUCACAUGCAAGUCUUUAUCAAUCCCAUGGUAGCCUCUCUUCCAGAACAUGCACACCUGUUUGCUGAAAAAGGAUGCUUUGAGAAACGAGAAAAUGGAAAGUUUGUCAACCGCGACUGCGGCCAAUCAAGUAAUGGCGCUGCGACUGCGGAGAGCGUCUUGCCCGAAUCUUUCUUGCCACUGAAAUUGACACCGAAACAGGAUAAGAAAUGGUUCCGUGCUAUUCAGGAGCACAUUGAGGAGGAGACGACGGGAAGUACCAGUAGUGACAGUUGAGCAAUUGCUGGUGCGUAGUACAACAGUUGAACAUACAUCAUUAGGACAGCAUGAAAUCUUUGCAUUUUAGGGAUGUGGUAUCGCGAAGCUCUUUUAGCCAGGACGUUGCAACGCGGAUAACACCUAGCAACUAGAAGAAAGGAGAAACAAGAAUGUAGCUGCCAUCUCUUCAAUUCAAUUAAUCAAAGAGAUGCCACACAGCCAUUGAC
Messenger RNA from Seminavis robusta, 1678 nucleotides. The record is from the annotation of a GenBank genome assembly. NCBI's taxonomy places the organism in Eukaryota, Bacillariophyta, Bacillariophyceae, Naviculales, Naviculaceae.